Ruditapes philippinarum (Manila clam) is the source of this 999-nucleotide messenger RNA. RefSeq lists its product as uncharacterized. Gene Ontology annotation, cellular component: cytoplasm. Lineage: Eukaryota; Metazoa; Mollusca; Bivalvia; Venerida; Veneridae. The transcript is spliced from 2 exons. The annotation marks the transcript as partial. The record is from RefSeq and is a predicted model, not a curated record. Gene Ontology annotation, molecular function: nucleic acid binding; 3'-5'-DNA exonuclease activity. Gene Ontology annotation, biological process: DNA catabolic process.
AUGCCUCAUUUGACCCAGAUUGCUGCCAGAGAAUUAAAUAGUGGUAGUGAGUUUUCAACUUAUGUUACACCGAAGCUACUUAUAUCAGAAGGAGCACAGCAGACCACUGGUAUUAGAAUGGCAGAUAAUAAUGUUAUGUAUGUUUCCGGAACUAUAGUAGAAACUGUAAACAUUCAAUGUGCUGUUGAAAAUUUCAUAAAGUGGCUAAAAAAGUAUAACAUAGUAGUGUUGGUGGCACACAACGGGCGGAGGUUUGAUUUUUCAGUUCUUGUUGCUGCAGUUUCUAAUGUGAAUAAGUUGGAAGAAUUUUUAGCAAGUGUUGUAGGUUGUUUGGAUACAUUACCAUUGUUUCGUAAGACCUAUUCUGACAGAAGUAGUUACAAGCAGGGAGAUCUUGUACAGGACAUUCUCGGUAUACAGUAUAAUGCCCAUGACGCUCUUGAAGAUGUGCGCGCCUUAGUGAAAUUGUUCCAACAUUGUUGUGCCUUAGUAAAUGAUAUGAUAAAGUUCACUUUUUCUCUAAAUGCAGUGUAUCACCAAUGUUUGUCAUCGAAGGAAAAGGCAAAGAAUUUACCGUCAUUGUCAUGUCUUAUAGCAAGUAGUGUUUGUAAACUUCCUACAGCUGAAAAUAUCGCGUCUUCUGGGUUAAACCUGGAGCAUCUAAGGAAAAUCUUUAUACGUGAUGGUGAAGAUGGACUACACAGUACAUUCACGAUGAGAAACAGUGAAGGCCAACCACGUCGAAGCGGAACAAGCUAUGCACAACUAGGGAUCGUACUGAUCACUCCUGUAGAGAUUGGUCAAAAUCUUAGCAGCAGUUUGACCUGUGAAAGCCGGACGAUCUUGAAGCGGAGGGACGGACGACUGGACGGACAGAAGAAUGGCGAAGGCAAAAAUAAUAUGUCUCCCAAAGAUUAUGGGUCACGUAUAAAGCAGCCCAACCAUUCUAUGAAACACAAUAUGUCAUCACACAUUAAAUAUAGACAUAUUCGAGCAAAG